CAAACAUUCAAUGCGCACCGGGAACAAUAUCACUGUCGCUUGGCAUUGGGUCGAUCGAUUGCAGAUGAAUGUUGAGGAGGGUGGUCUUCCCCAUCAAGUAAAGAAACGCGUGCAUAAUAUCAUACGAUCCUGGGGCCUGAUCUGAUAGUGUUGUGAAUCUUGCAGGACGUAAGAAGGUGAAGCGACGGGAAUGAGGGAUAAGGUUUGUGCUCGGGAUAUCGAUGGACGAGCGAACCUCGCCCGUUCGUGUUGCGACACGUGACUACGUGAUAAGGCAGGCGCGAUAAGACGCGAGGCGGGUGCGCUGGAGUCAGAGCCUUUGGUUUGUUUGGGGAACGGGUGGGACUCGACAACCAGGCAGACGCAGGAGCAACAACAACGUCUGUCUUUACACUUGAUUUUUUUUUUGCUUCACAUCACAGCCCCCGUAUAUUGUCGGUUGCAUUUUAGGAUAUUGAGUCGCGAUGGGCGCACCGCCUGGGAGUCAAGUCGCUCCGCUACCAUCUAAUCUACCCUUUCGUCUUGUCAGCAAAACAAUAGGACAGGGCGCUUACGCAUCCAUACGAAAGGCGGUACCCCACGAUAAGCCCAAACCCGUCAUCGCGAUCAAGUUCAUCAAUAAGGAACAUGCAUACAAGCAGGGCCGCCUCUCGCCGAAACAGAUCAAGAUGGAGAUAGUCUUGCAUCAACAUCUCGGCAAGCAUCAGAACAUCGUACACCUUCUUGGCUCGGGCGAGGAUGCGUUGUGGACAUGGAUAGCUAUGGAGCUCGCUGAUGGCGGCGAUCUCUUCGACAAGAUCGAGGCUGAUGAAGGCGUGGGGGAAGACAUCGCACACUUCUACUUUUCCCAGUUGAUCAGUGCUGUUGGAUACAUGCACUCCAAGGGUAUCGCACACCGCGAUAUCAAGCCUGAGAAUGUGCUACUAAGUGCUGAGGGAGACUUGAAGCUUAGUGACUUUGGGCUAGCAGCACUGUUCAAGAAGGACGGGAAAGCGCGAUUGUGCAACACUGUAUGUGGCUCACCGCCAUACAUCGCCCCCGAGAUCGUCAGUGGGAGACGAAGCAAGAGAGCAGAUAUGCUCGAUGUUGGCUACCAUGCCAACAUUUGCGACGUCUGGAGCUGUGGUGUUGUAUUGUUCGUUCUGCUGGUUGGUAACACGCCAUGGGACGAACCCACGAUGCGGAGUGAGGAGUUCAAGGAGUACGUCGAAACAGAUGGACACACCACAGACGAACUGUGGCAACUCGUACCUCCAGAGAUUAUCUCUCUACUUCGAGGGAUGUUGAAGCUGGACCCUGCGUCACGGUUCACACUUGACGAAAUCCGAAGGCAUCCGUGGUUCAGGCGGCCAAAUCCAUAUCUAUCUCCAAGUGGAGGUAAUGCCAACCCUGUUGGUAUGGCUACACAGAUGCUGUCGCAACUUCGCAUCGACUUCGCUCGCGGGCCAACGCAGUCUCAAAGAGGGUUUUCGCAAGACCCCGACGCCAUGGAUAUCGACACAUCGCCGAGGCGCUCGAGUGCAAACCCUGCGAACGCUGUCAAUCUCCUCUCCGCGACUCAGCCCGAGAACCCAGCAGGCGAUUCUGUCUUUGACUGGGAACGACCGCCUCGCCUAGCUUCUCACGACGGAGUAUCGGCUUCUCAGCCUAUGGGCAAUAAUCAGCGCCCGGUCUAUCAAUCACAGGAUGCUACUUCGACCCCUUUUAUGUCACAGCUCCCACCCUCGACACAGGACAUGCUAUCUCAGGAUCCGGGCAUGGCACAGUUCACUGCAAACCCGCAGGUGCCUUUGACACUGACGCAGAUAGCGCGCCGAUUCGCAGACGUUAUGCCUUCGUACUCACUCGCACGCUUUAUAUCGCCACAUUCUCUGACGUUCCUCGUCCCACUCCUACUCGAGGCCUUGCAUCGGCUUGGUGUACCACCACCAGCUUUCAAUGAACAACAGAUUGCGCAGUGUGAGUUAGAGGAGAACGCGAGUAUCAGGGUCAAGAUGGCCGACGGGCGGCGACAAGGCCUGAAUGGACACAUCGUGAUUGAGAAGGCUGUAUAUGAAGGCAUGGCCUACAGCGAGGUCAGAUUUGUGAAGGCCAGUGGAGACCCUCUCGAAUGGAGGAGAUUCUUCAAGAAUGUUGUAAUUCUAGUAGGCGAGGUGGUUUUGAGGCCUGGUUAACCCGAGAUGUGGAAGUAAUGCUCAAUGAUGACGAUACAUGUAGCCUUUAUUAGCGUGUCGCUGCUCAACAG
Boeremia exigua is the source of this 2245-nucleotide messenger RNA. Its product is annotated as serine/threonine-protein kinase-like protein chk1. Gene Ontology annotation, molecular function: protein kinase activity; ATP binding. Gene Ontology annotation, biological process: protein phosphorylation; mitotic G2 DNA damage checkpoint signaling. The transcript is spliced from 3 exons. The record is from RefSeq and is a predicted model, not a curated record. NCBI's taxonomy places the organism in Eukaryota, Fungi, Ascomycota, Dothideomycetes, Pleosporales, Didymellaceae. The coding region runs from base 465 to 2174 and encodes 569 amino acids. Gene Ontology annotation, cellular component: site of double-strand break; nucleus; cytoplasm.